Molecule: messenger RNA, 2237 nt
Organism: Bombus huntii
Lineage: Eukaryota; Metazoa; Arthropoda; Insecta; Hymenoptera; Apidae
Gene: ari-1
Product: E3 ubiquitin-protein ligase ariadne-1
Exons: 8
Coding region: 444-2015 (523 amino acids)
Biological process (GO): ubiquitin-dependent protein catabolic process; protein polyubiquitination; positive regulation of proteasomal ubiquitin-dependent protein catabolic process
Cellular component (GO): ubiquitin ligase complex; cytoplasm; nucleus
Molecular function (GO): ubiquitin protein ligase activity; ubiquitin conjugating enzyme binding; zinc ion binding
Source: RefSeq, a predicted model, not a curated record
AGAAGCUAACUUCAGAUAGUUGACUAAAGUCAGUAAAAACGGUACUUGGUGACGAGACAUUUCGUUGUCGCGUCCCUCUUAGAUUCUCAAUUCCUCGGAUAGUAUCACGUGAAAUUUAGUGUCUAUUGUCGUCCAUCGAUCAACUCAAAUCUUACAUUUUCGAGAGCGAGCGCAAAAAAAAAUAACGUAUUUGACUCGAUAGAAGAAAAAAGUCAUCGCACAUACUGCUAUGGACGUGACAGUAGUGUUCGAGCUAUAAGCUCGUCUCUUUCUUCAUGGCAAACGGUGCAUUCUAGAUUAAUUUAUGGUUUUACUCGAUUAGCCUACUGAUUUGGUGAUUUGUCCAGUGCAAUGGCUAAAAAGAUUAUCGUGCAUGGUACAAAAUAUAUAAAGUAAGUGGAUAUAUUAGUAUUUCAAUUAUUUAAUAAAUCAGAAGAUUCACAAUGGAUUCUGAAGAAGAAACAUACGAUGAUGUUGAUUCUGGUAAUGAGUCUAGUGGAGAUGAUGUUGAUUUUGCAAUGGAAAUAGAGGCUGGAAAUCUAAGAGAACGGGCUACGGAUGUUGACGAUUAUCCAUUUGAAGUCUUAUCAACAGAGGAAAUAGUGCAACACAUGGUUGAUUCUAUUAAGGAAGUUAACACAGUUGUAGAAAUACCAGCCACAACUACACGUAUAUUAUUAAAUCAUUUUAAAUGGGAUAAAGAAAAAUUAAUGGAGCGUUUUUAUGAUGGUGAUCAGGAAAAGUUGUUUGCAGAAGCACGAGUCGUUAAUCCAUUUAGAAAGGGUCCAUUAAUAAAUAGAACUCAAUCUUCUCAAAGUUCACUAGUACAUAAAAUUCUAUACUAUUCACUAUGUAUAAAAUCAAAUGCCAGAAGAACUUCAACAAAUGGUACAGAAGAAUGUGGAAUUUGUUUUACUGUUCAACCAUCUGCAAUGAUGACUGGACUCGAAUGUGGACAUCGCUUUUGUACUGGCUGUUGGGGAGAGUAUCUCACAACCAAAAUUAUGGAAGAAGGAGUUGGCCAAACGAUUGCAUGUGCAGCACAUGCUUGUGACAUUUUAGUUGAUGAUGCCAGUGUUAUGCGUCUUAUAAAAGACUCUAAAGUGAAAUUGAAAUAUCAACAUUUAAUAACAAAUAGUUUUGUUGAAUGCAAUAGGUUAUUAAGGUGGUGUCCAUCUCCAGACUGUAAUAAUGCAAUAAAAGUGCAGUAUGUAGAAGCAAGACCAGUAACCUGUAAAUGUGGACAUACAUUCUGUUUUCAUUGUGGUGAAAAUUGGCAUGAUCCAGUAAAAUGCCAUUUGUUGCGCAAAUGGAUAAAGAAGUGUGACGAUGAUUCUGAAACGUCAAAUUGGAUUGCAGCAAACACAAAAGAAUGCCCAAAAUGUAACGUCACUAUCGAAAAAGAUGGUGGCUGUAAUCAUAUGGUGUGCAAAAAUCAAAAUUGUAAAACUGACUUUUGUUGGGUGUGUCUUGGACCAUGGGAACCACAUGGUUCAAGCUGGUAUAAUUGUAACCGUUAUGAUGAGGAAGAAGCUAAAGCAGCACGAGAUGCUCAAGAAAAAUCGCGAUCUGCAUUACAAAGAUAUCUAUUCUAUUGUAAUAGAUACAUAAAUCACAUGCAAUCAUUGAAAUUUGAAAGUAAACUAUAUGCAAGUGUAAAAGAAAAAAUGGAAGAAAUGCAGCAACAUAACAUGUCAUGGAUUGAGGUACAAUUUUUAAAGAAAGCAGUAGACAUUUUGUGUUCCUGUAGACAGACUCUUAUGUAUACUUAUGUUUUUGCUUAUUAUGUGCGAAAAAAUAACCAAUCUGUGAUUUUUGAAGACAACCAAAAGGAUCUAGAGGGCACUACAGAACGCCUCUCUGAAUAUCUUGAACGAGAUAUUACAAGUGAAAAUCUUGCUGAUAUUAAACAAAAGGUUCAAGACAAAUAUAGAUAUUGCGAUAGCCGGAGGAAAGUGCUUUUGGAACAUGUACAUGAAGGUUAUGAAAAAGAUUGGUGGGACUAUGUCGAAUAGAAACCUGAACCAACUUUGUUUUUUGGGCAUACGAGACAAGAUUUCACUGUUGACACUUUUGCCCCAGCUGUGAUAAAUCAAGAAAGCUGACAGAAAACAAAAAUAGAGCAUGUCAUCAAGUGAUUUACAUGUUACAUAUACUUUAAACGUAAUAUGAUCUGUGGCAACACAUAUAUCGUUAUGAAUUUUUGAAUUUAUUAAAAUUGAAUCCUAUUACCAUCA